UGCCCAUCCUUAUCUGAGAAAUCUGCGCUCACGCUCUAUUGAGGAGCAUGUUCUCUAAAUAUGGGCAGUCACAUGGUGGUGUGUGCUCACCCCCCUGGAGGCAGGCAGGAAGGCUAGGGCUCCCACCAGCCCUCUGUUCACUCUGCAGUGAGAGUGCAGCCCUUUGUCUCAGCUCCCAUCGGGGCCCCUCCCAGCCAGGGUUAUAAAGCCAGAUACUCAGGGCCUGUGCACCUGUGGCUCUGUCCUGCCUUCUGCUCCCUGGUCGUGGGUGCAAGAGGAGUCUCAGCAUCCCAUCUCUACUGGUGGUGCUGGUGCUGUUGCCAGUGAUGCUGGUGCAGUUCCUCUGCAUCGGGCUGGGCAUCUGGCAAGAAAGCACUCCUGAAAAGCAAAAGAAGAAACCUUGGGGACCGGUUUCAGUACAUUUCCAGAAUCUAAGAGUCUACGUCUAUCAGAUUUUUAUGGCCAAUGGAGUUUGCCAGGCUGAGCCAAGUGCCACCCAGACUGCAGGGAGCCUGCAGAACUCUCUGACAGCCGCUGAAGAUAACAAGCUCCCGUAUGGAGACCGGGACACUGGGCGUCUCUCCCUGCCUUUCUGCAAACCAAGGGUGCAAAUUGGUUUGGAUACCACGGUGACACUAGAAACAACCGUAGAGAUUGGCCAUUCUUUGAACUGGUGAGUUAUUCACUUAGUCCUUUCUGUGCUCCUGUAGCCUCAAAGGACGGGGCCAUCCUGCCCCAGCACCGUUCAAGGCCUGAAGCCUGCCCUGCUCAGCUGUGGCUCUUGACAUGUCCACAGCUUGACCCAGCAGAUCAAGGCUUUCUGCUUCCCGCCACCCUUGGUGCUCUUUC
Messenger RNA from Canis lupus familiaris (dog), 849 nucleotides. RefSeq lists its product as uncharacterized. Bases 327 to 677 code for a protein of 116 amino acids. NCBI's taxonomy places the organism in Eukaryota, Metazoa, Chordata, Mammalia, Carnivora, Canidae. The record is from RefSeq and is a predicted model, not a curated record. The transcript is spliced from 3 exons.